CAACCCUGAGCUGUGAGCCACUUGGCUGUGACUAAUAGAAAUAGGAUUAUUACAGGCUACCAUCAUUCAGUGAUACUGUUGCAUUGGGCAAGGCAGCAGCUAGUUAGCAUUCAUCAAUAAGUCAGCAGCUCUAUUUAAAGCAGCUCCUGUGACCAGUGGGAGAGAGUUAGAAAAGAUUUACAACUUGAUGUAAACUCUGCGGUCAUAGCAAUGGAACAACUCAACGAGCGCUACUUUGUGCCUGCUCUUCUCUUGGUGGGAUGGAUCGUGGGCUGUACUGUGGCCGUUUAUUACAUCUUCUCCUGAGGAAUAGGACACAGCAGCAGAAAAACGACAAUCCAUUGCCUGAACAGGCAGCUGUGGAAACAUCGCAGAUGGAUGUGACUACAGUGACAGUUUGAAAAUGUGCCCAUGCCAUUGCAAAUACGACAUUGUAAAUAUACACCCUGGAGAAAUAAUGUGCAAUGCUUCAUGUUUUAAUUGUGUAAGAACCACUGGUAAAGGUUAUUAAAAUGCAUUCUUUGUA
Messenger RNA from Carcharodon carcharias (great white shark), 526 nucleotides. Its product is annotated as sarcoplasmic/endoplasmic reticulum calcium ATPase regulator DWORF-like. Bases 211 to 306 code for a protein of 31 amino acids. The transcript has 3 exons. The record is from RefSeq and is a predicted model, not a curated record. NCBI's taxonomy places the organism in Eukaryota, Metazoa, Chordata, Chondrichthyes, Lamniformes, Lamnidae.